Molecule: messenger RNA, 216 nt
Organism: Heterobilharzia americana
Lineage: Eukaryota; Metazoa; Platyhelminthes; Trematoda; Strigeidida; Schistosomatidae
Source: the annotation of a GenBank genome assembly
AUGCAUAUAGCUUCGGAAAUUCUGAAAUACUGGAUAGUACGCAAUGUGUCAUUUGUUACCAUCGCUAAUAUCAUUACUACUACUACUACUACCACUACUACUACUACUACUACUACUACUACUACUACUACUACUACUACUACUACUACUACUACUACUACUACUACUACUACUACUACUACUACUACUACUUAUCGACCCACCACUACUUGUUAA